AUGGGAAAAGAUCUUGAAAUUGAAAAACUGAAAGGCAUUGAUAAUUAUCACGACUUAAUUUAUCGAAGUUUUGAAAAGUGUAUUGAUCCCGAUGAAUCAAACAGAGAGACAGACGCAUCAAAGUUAAAGAGCUGUCGGGCCAUAAUGGCUUUGGGCGUUGACACAAGUCUCUACAAGCACAUUCGAAAUUGUACAACGCCCUUAGAAAUUUAUUCAACGUUCAAAAGACUAUUUGACGACAAUGGUUUAACACGCGAAACCACGUUAUUACGAAGUUUGAUAUCGACCAAAUUAAAUGAGUGCGAAAACAUGCAAGACUACAUUGACCGUAUCAUAAACUGUGUAAACAGAUUGAAUGGAAUUGGAUUCGAAGUAUGUGAACGAUGGAAAAAAGCAAUCAUUCUGACCGGUUUAAGUGAAAAGUAUCAACCAUUUAUUAUGACAGUGGAAGCGUCGACUACUCAGUUGAAUUCAGAUCAAAUCAUUGCAAAACUAUUGGACCAAGAAUCACCAUCAAACAGUGGCGAAACAGAAACCGUGAAAGGAGCAUUUGUUGCAUUGUAUAGCAAUGGCAAUAGGCAAGGUUGGUAUGUCCACUCUGGUGGUUCGAGCAAUAUGACACCCACUCGCGAACUGCUGAGCGAUGUGAAAAAGUGCCAAUCGGGCGAUAUAACGACAGCGAAUAACUCGAAAAUGGCAGUGGAAGGUAUCGGUAAUCGAAAUAUGAAACUUGACGGUAUGGAAAUUGCCGUUAGUGAUAUAUUGCACGUUCCGAAGUUGUCGGUAAACAUUUUAUCCGUAAGCAAAAUGGUUAAAAUGGGAAACACUGUAUUGUUUGAUAAAAACGGCUGCACAAUAAAAAAUGCUAACGGAGCCGAAAUCGCUCAAUGUAAAGAAAAAGACGGUGUCUACCCACUAUACGAAGAUUCCAUGAAAUGUAUGAGUGUGUUAAAAAACAAUGACGCGUUCUUAUGGCACCGUAAACUUGGACAUUUGAAUAUCAAUGCGAUGAAAAAAAUGCGUAAUGAAAAAAUCGGAUUGAGUUUUCAAGGCGAUGAAACGCGCAUAAAAAAUCGUGAAAUAUGUGCACGUGGAAAGAUGACACGUGUUCACCAGUGA
Molecule: messenger RNA, 1119 nt
Organism: Contarinia nasturtii (swede midge)
Lineage: Eukaryota; Metazoa; Arthropoda; Insecta; Diptera; Cecidomyiidae
Exons: 2
Coding region: 1-1119 (372 amino acids)
Source: RefSeq, a predicted model, not a curated record